This is a messenger RNA of Fusarium graminearum PH-1, 844 nucleotides long. RefSeq names its product mitochondria fission 1 protein. Gene Ontology annotation, biological process: autophagy of mitochondrion; peroxisome fission; mitochondrial fission. The record is from RefSeq and is a predicted model, not a curated record. The transcript has 4 exons. Gene Ontology annotation, cellular component: peroxisomal membrane; mitochondrial outer membrane. NCBI's taxonomy places the organism in Eukaryota, Fungi, Ascomycota, Sordariomycetes, Hypocreales, Nectriaceae. Gene Ontology annotation, molecular function: protein binding. The coding region runs from base 156 to 617 and encodes 153 amino acids.
CGCAAAAGGAUUCCUCUUGAUCUUGACGUACCUACCUAGAUAGUUAAUCUUCCUACGAAUCCUCUUUUGGUCCUACGCAUCAACUUCUUGAUCAGUUGAAGCCAUCACACUUUUUUUUUACAUCGCACUCUACUAUAAACGACCCCUCCGUCAAAAUGGUUACCGAACUACCAUAUGCGCUUGACGCAGAGACGCCGCUAAAUCCCUCCGAACUCAACGUCCUAAAAGCGCAAUAUGACCGCGAGGGUGAAAUGGUCGGCGUCCAGACCAAGUUCAACUAUGCCUGGGGUCUCGUAAAGUCCAACCAGCGAAACGACCAGCAACUCGGCGUCCGCCUGCUCUCGGAUAUCUUCCGCGUCUCCCCUGAGCGCCGCCGAGAAUGCCUCUACUACCUCGCCCUCGGCAACUACAAGCUCGGCAACUACGGCGAAGCUCGACGCUACAACGACCUCCUGCUCGACAAGGAGCCCGCCAACCUUCAGGCCUCGAACCUGCGCUCGCUCAUCGACGACAAGGUUGCCCGCGAAGGACUCAUGGGCGUCGCCAUACUUAGUGGUGUUGGUGUAGCAGCCGGAGUCGUGGGAGCGUUUCUCCUGAGGAAUGCCAGGAAGAGGUAGAGAAAGAGAAAGAAAGAAAGAAAGAAAGUUUCACUUGAACGGAAAAAAGGGAAGAAACAGAAGAAUAUCACAUUCUUAUGAUCUGCAUGGGCGGUUUCGGGAACACUACUAUACUCACUCUCCUCUAUAACCUCUGGAUUGGGCCCUUUUUGGAGUCUUGACUUUACGAGAUAUGCUUGUACUACAUAAAUGAAGCGACUCUUAUUAUAUAAGUUAACCAUUGUUCA